CAUAACUUUAGUAGUAUUUUGACCCUAUGAGAAAAGUUAGUAUCAAUGCAAAGCUUUGACAACUGUCUAUGAUGUGUGAUAUAUGAUUAGUGUUUAAACAGGUGCCGUUGCCAUGGAAACGGGCGUUGAGCAAUAGGUAUCCUUAAUAAGAUUGAAAUACGUAUAGGAAUGGGCAUUUCCAGCCAGUGAUCCAAAUAUGUAUAUUUUAUUAAUAGCAAUUGUGUGGAAAUGACCAAUUUUUAUCAAUCCUGAACUAUAAUGACUAAAUGAUUCUAUAUACUAAAUUUUAAAGUGUUAUUGUGACAUCACAAUAGCGGAUUUCAAAUGAGAAACAGUUUGCUUUACAUGGUCUCCGUGAAACUGAUAUCUUCCAUGAUUACAAUUGCAAAAGAAUAUGCACUUUAUGGAUAUCAAAUUAAAGCUAGUGCAAUAACGAGUAUUAUGAUAAGUAAAUCAACAUGAUUAGAUCAAGCUAUGCCGUGGUUUCAUGCUUUUGAAUCUGGGGUAUCAGUGGUUAUAGACACAAAAUACUGUAUGAGAGGUCUGAGACUAACAUCUUUUAUGCUAGUCUCGGGAGAGGUGGAACAACUUUUUAUCCUGAUCGAUGAGUCUGAAAGUCGCAAGAAAAGUGUUUUCCUCAGUACAUACAGUAUGUUGUCAUGUAUGUCUCAUAUCAGACAAAGCUUUAUAAACAUUAAAGUCACUAAUUUAAGUAAAUACUCCUAUUGUGAUGUCAUUAUAAUAAAUGAUUUACAACUUUUGGUGUUUUUUAAAGUUGCACUAAACUGUUUUACUCAUUUUAGACAUGGGCGUGAUUAAGAAAUAAUUAUAUUCAUUAAUUCCGAUUGGCUUGGUCUCCUUAUUAAAAACUAUUUAGAAAAGUACCCAAAAUAAAUUAUUUUUCGGUAAAACUUAUAAAUUGUUCUUUAUGAUUUGAAAGUUUCAUGUUUAUUAAAAAAAUAGCAGGGCGUUCAAAAUUUUUGGACCCCCUCGUAUAUCAAUUUUGUGAAUACUAAUUAUUCCACUUUCGG
Molecule: messenger RNA, 1031 nt
Organism: Owenia fusiformis
Lineage: Eukaryota; Metazoa; Annelida; Polychaeta; Sabellida; Oweniidae
Source: the annotation of a GenBank genome assembly